AUGCCUGAACUUUCUUCCACUUCUAAGAAGCUCCUGUGUAAUGAAGUGAAAUGCAGGUGGGUUAUUGGGCCACAUGAUCCAACUCAAUGUAACGCCAACCAGAUUUGUUUUUACGAGCAAAUGUAUGGCGCCGGGAACACAUCCGGAUUACUGUUGUCGGAGACGCUGCGUUUCCCUGAGGGAGAUGUGGUUGAUGUCGCUGUCGGAUGCUCCAUUUUAUCUUCAGGAGUACCAGAGGGUAUUUUUGAUGACAAUAAGACUGUGAGCAGCGAGCUUCUUCUCUAUCGGGAUUCAUCAAAUUCCGGCACCGGAGAUGGAGGCAUCAUCAGCUACACCAAGUUCCGCAACAACCCGGAGUUGCAAGGAUUUGAGCAAUUUGAAGAAUACUACUAUUUAAACCUCCGGAAAAUCAGUGUUGGUGGUAAUCGAGUUAAGAUCCCGCAUCGUGUUUUGGUGGGCGGAGCUGAUGGUAACAGCGUAACCAUCAUUGAUUCUGGGUCAACAUUCACAACGAUGGAUAAUCCCAUCUACGAUCUGGUCGAACAAGAGUUUGUAAUUCAAAUGUCCAAAGGCAAUUGUAAUAGAGCUACUUAUGCGGAGUCACCAGAGGGGUUCCGUCUGUGUUACGCCGCCAUAGGAGGCAAACCACCGGUGUUUCCAGAGCUAAUGUUUCAUUUUAAAGGUGGUGCGAAAUUGUCACUGCCCAUGGCCGAUUACUUCUCCCAGGUGGAGCCCGGGGUGGCGUGUAUGAUGAUCUUUCCAAGCGGCUUGAAUGUGAGCAUCGGGCCAUCGAUAAUCAUAGGAAAUUACCAACAACAGGAUAUAUACGUGGAGUAUGAUUUGGAAAAUGGAAGGUUUGGUUUCGAGAAGAAAAAGUGCAACUAA
Messenger RNA from Lactuca virosa, 885 nucleotides. NCBI's taxonomy places the organism in Eukaryota, Viridiplantae, Streptophyta, Magnoliopsida, Asterales, Asteraceae. The record is from the annotation of a GenBank genome assembly.